AUGUCUGUCGAAACCACCAACAACGGCGUCCUGGAGAAGGAUGUGGACACUGCCGCCCCCCACGCCGUCGGCAGCGACACCGGCGCCCCCGUCCAGCCGCAGAUGUCUGCAGAGGAGCAUGAGGUGGCGCGCGCCGCCGCCCGCUUCGGCUAUGGGCCCUUGGCCCAGGUCAACACCGCCGAGGCUCGCCUCCCUCCGUUCGGAGGUGAGUUCCAGCCCGGUCUGUACAAGCCCGUCGAGGGCCGCAAGUUCGCCAAUCCCGCACCCCUCGGCCUGUGCGCUUUCGCCCUCACCACGUUCGUGCUGAGCGCAAUCAACAUGGGCACCCGUGGUCUCACCGCGCCCAACAUCGUCGUCGGUCUUGCUUUCGGUUAUGGUGGUCUCGUCCAGCUGCUGGCGGGCAUGUGGGAAAUGGCUGUCGGAAACACCUUUGGUGCCACCGCGUUGUCCUCGUACGGUGGAUUCUGGAUCGCCUUCGCCAUUGUGCUGACUCCCGGCGGGUUCGAGAUUGUGUCGUCGCUCGAGGCCGACGGUGGCGCCGACUUCUUCUAUGACUCGAUGGGUCUGUUCCUGAUGGGCUGGUUCAUCUUCACCACCAUCCUUGUCUUCUGCACCCUGCGCUCGACCGUCGCCUUCUUCCUGCUGUUCUUCUUCCUGGAUCUCACCUUCCUGCUGCUCGGUAUUGCGUACCUGGUCCGCACCGACGGUGCCCCCACCGUCUCCAUCCAGAAGGCGGGUGGCUUCUUCGGCUUCAUGGCGGCCUUCGCCGCCUGGUACAACGCCUUGGCUGGUCUGGCGGAUAACAGCAACAGCUUCUUCAUCAUUCCGGUGGCCCACUUCCCCUGGUCCCCCACUGGUCGCACUCGCCGUGGCAAGACCGACCGCGAGUUGGCGUAA
Messenger RNA from Penicillium canariense, 897 nucleotides. Its product is annotated as acetate uptake transporter family protein. The transcript has 2 exons. The coding region runs from base 1 to 897 and encodes 298 amino acids. The record is from RefSeq and is a predicted model, not a curated record. Gene Ontology annotation, cellular component: plasma membrane. Gene Ontology annotation, molecular function: acetate transmembrane transporter activity. NCBI's taxonomy places the organism in Eukaryota, Fungi, Ascomycota, Eurotiomycetes, Eurotiales, Aspergillaceae.